Molecule: messenger RNA, 7395 nt
Organism: Drosophila sulfurigaster albostrigata
Lineage: Eukaryota; Metazoa; Arthropoda; Insecta; Diptera; Drosophilidae
Gene: Gfrl
Exons: 18
Coding region: 2403-5999 (1198 amino acids)
Biological process (GO): nervous system development
Cellular component (GO): signaling receptor complex; external side of plasma membrane
Molecular function (GO): signaling receptor activity
Source: RefSeq, a predicted model, not a curated record
AGCCCAGUGGGGAGAGGUAGAGCACAGUUUAAUGGCUCUCAUAUUGUCCUUUAGAUGUCCUCAAAUUAUAAAACACACACGUGCCGAGACAGCAGGAGAGAGCGGGAGUGUGUGUGUGAGCAAAAGGAAAACUUAAAGGCGGCCUGAAUAUUUAUGAUAAUUGCAUUUUAUGCUGCGUUUCUGUUGGCUUUUCUCUCACUCUCUCUCUCUCUUACUCUCAGCGUCGUCGUCGCCUUUAUGCGAGGACAUGUCCGCGUUGAAUCCUUUAAAAGCAUUGCCUCUCUCUCUGCCCUCUCUCCCUCAGUCUGCCAUAAAUAUUUUGAAUAGCAGUCCAGGGCGACACGAUGCGACGCUUCUGCAGUCGUGCUCUUGCAUUGCAUACUUUUUGGCAUAUUUCUCCUAGCAACAGCAGCUGGUUUGCCUCCUUGCCCUGUCCUGUCCUGCCCUUUGCAUUUUUCCUGUUCGCUUUGUGCAUUUGCCGAUGGUUCAAUGGAAUCAACACGCACACCCAGCUGUGCACAUGGCAAACAACCACACACACAGCUGAUCCUCCACCCACUCAAGGCACAGCGCCUCUUUUAUGCGACAAAAGGACAUGUGUUUUUUUUUUGGUUUUUAUCGGCCAAAGUUGUAAAAUAUUUCAUACACAAAGGCGUAAAGAAGACAAAAGUUUACUUAAUUUAAUUAAUUGCAUGCUGAAGCUGUGCAAAUAAAAGCAAUAAUAUUUCCCACCCAAAGAGAAAGAAGAAAACUUUUUUCUGUAUGGAAAACUAAAUAAAUGCCAUAUAAAUUUCAGCUAUUGCACAAAAUUUAUGGCAAUAACAGAAGGCAAUAAAAUGCUCAAAACAAAUAACUAAAAUCAAAUAAAAUAAGAGUCAAAAACAUACACUCACGUUUGUGUUUGUGGCAGCAACAAAGAAAUCAUUGAACCAAUUCAGCGACCAACUCAACAACCGGAAACGCGUUUCGAAUAAAAACGAAUUGAGGACUUAACAGUAACAGUAAAAGCCAAAGCCAAAGCGAAUGCUAAAGCAAAACCAAAGGCAAAGGCAAAAGCAAGGGCAAAAAACAAUGGCACGAGUCCAACAGUUGAACAGUUACUGCAAAUGGCGUCAGUUGAUGAUGGCGACGAAGCAUAAAAACCACUUGCCUUCUUUUAUGACCACACAGCAUGCGAUGGCCAAAUCGAACUGGCCACAACGAGAGCAACAACAGCGAGAUGAAAGGGGAAAAAAAGUGCAGUCAGGAAAAGGUGUGCAGACUCCACAUCAUCAGCAUCAACAUCCAGCUGCUUAAGUGCCAAUGGCUUCUAAUUGAGGCCACGAACCUGAGAGCUGCAACAACAACAAUAACAACAACAACUUAAACGAAAACAACAACAAAAAUGUCGCCCAAGUGGAUUCAAGUGUCGGCCAUGUCGUAAAUAUGAUGAAUGCCUCGCAAAAACAAGCAAAACAGCAAAAAAAAAAGUAAUAAUGUCACUUGUUGCGUAGUUCGAAGGGAGGCGCUCAACUUUAUGUUCGAGUAGCAAAUAAUCAUGUCCUGAUGUCAGAGCAGAGCAGCGUAGAGCAGCGCAGGCCAACGGGGCGUAUGAGUGACAUGAGCAAUGGGCCAUGGGUCGUGGCUAAGAGCUGACCCAUUGACCAUUGUUCGUUUUGCUAGCUUUGCUUUUCGGCGAUUUUACGGCUUAUGACGAGCCACACACACACACAUACAGUCUGUCUGUCUGUCCACUCUCUGUCUGUGUGUGUGUGUAAACACUCUGUGUGUGUGUUUGUGUGUGCUAAAGUGUUGCCGUAGUCGAGUUUAUUAGUAGGGCUUAUGUUUUAUGGCCAAAAGGACAAUGGAUGGCCAACAGAUGUUUGUUUGCCUUUUGUUUGUCUCGCCCCUAUUCAUUCGCACAUUCAGUGAGUGAGUGUGUGUGAAUGAGUGUAUGAAUAAGUGUAUGUGUGUGUGUAUAGCAGUAGUUGUCAUAUGCUCGAAUAAGCUGUCAUAUAUGAAACAUAAUUUAUUAUGUUAUAAAAUAUUAUCGGAUCUCUCAUAACGGGACACAAAUGGCCACAUUGCCUCCACGCUCUACGCUCCACGCUUCAUUGGCCGCUUAAAUCGACCAUUUUGCUCCCAGACUCAAUUAUUCAUAUUGUUGUUGUUGUUGCUAUAGUUGCUGUUGUUGGUGUUAUUAUGACAUGUUUUUGGUUUGUAGUUGUCCUGUUCAGUUCAGUUCGGUUCGGUUCGCUUGUGUGCCUCGCUUGUCUGCCCAUUUAUAACAACUGUCAACUGGCAAACAACUUGGUAAUCGAUUGUCCUGUAGCACAGUGACUGUGACAAAAUGCCAGGCAGCAUUGCGCACGCUGCAAGCAUUUCAAUUCUUUCGGCCCACCUGCCUGUGCAAGGAGCCCGGCAUGGAUCCCGAUUGCAAUCAUUUUCGGGAUUUCCUCUUCGAUCAUCCGUGCGGAUUUGUGCUCAAGAAAGCUGAAAAGGAUCCAUAUCCGAUUGAUGCUUUGCCCACGUGCAAUCAUGCGCUGUCCGUUUGCCAGCAGGAACGCAAAUGCCUGAAGCUCUUCGAGGAUUUCAAAACGCACUGCAAAGUGCGCGACAAUAAAUGCAAAAUGGAGAACAGGGACGCCUGUCAUGAUUCGUGGACUAAUCUGCGUUUGUCGCCCAUGUUCGGAUGCAUCUGUCCAAAUAAUCAUAUGAAAAAGCGCUGUGAUCGUAUAUUUAAUAUUGUUAAUCACAAUCCGUGUGUGGAUAGACUAAUAUUUUUCCCCAACGGUUUGCCCAAACUGAAGCCAAAACCGAAAACGAAGCCAAAGUCAACGUCAACGCAUCGCAGCAAACCGAAACAGAAGCACAACGGCCAACGCAUUAGCCACGUCCACAAUGGCACCGAACUGUUGUCCAACAACAUCGAAUACCAGUAUCACGAUGAGCCCAACAAUGAGCCAAACAACCGACACAACAACAACAACAACGCUGAUGAUGUUGAUGAGGAUGAAGCCGAUGGCGAGGACGACGAUGAGGAUUCGGAUGAUGAUGACUAUGAUGAUCGCAUAAGGGCUGAAAUUUAUUCCAACUAUCCGCAUUAUCUGCAUCCACCGUCGUGGGGCAUCAACAACCCGCUGGUGCUCGCCUCCCACAGUCCGCACACCUCGGAGGACGAUGAUGUGGUCGUCGAGGUGCCCACGACAACAACGCGGCAUGGCCACAAGAAGCAGCAGCAACAGCUGCAGACGCACAUGGAUGAGCUGGAGCGCAGUGUUGUCGACGAUGUUGUCGUGGUUGUGGAUGCUGGGUCGCCGCACAACACACACACGCACAGUCGCACCCACAACUACUACGCACACGGCACGGAAGCGACAAGCACGCUGGGAUCACCGACAAUGGCCACUAACAGCAACAACUUCAGUCUAACUAACACUGGCACCAGCACGCACAAAAUAAAUGCACUUCCUGUCGAUUUAGUCGCCGGCAGCGAUAUUACCCACCGCAAUUACUCUGCUACCACCAUGGAGGAGAGAGUAAGAAUAUUGGGCAUGGACGAGAAAUUGCAUCAGAGAAUCUUCGAUGAUAAUUUGGCGCUUAUUGAUACGCCAUUGAUAGCGACGGGCGGCGGGGCGAACAGCUAUAAUUAUCCGGGCUCGGUGUCCAACUCGCUGCACGGUGUGCUCAGCUACCCGUUCAAUAUAAGCGGCUUCCAUCAGCGCCACAUGGCGGCAGCGGCGGCGGCAGCCGGGGGCGCCGGAAAUGAGUCGCCAUUCGAUAUCGUUGAUACGGGCUACGGCUACGCCAAUGGCAAUGGCAAUGGCAAUGGCAAUGGAAACGUCAAUGGCAAUGGCAAUGGCAACGGAAACGGAAAUGCCGGUGUUUACUACCAAAGUGGUCAGGAUGUGGAAGUUGACCUCUCAACGGAAAUAAUCAAGCAACACUUUCAGAGUACCUGCCAUACAGCGUUGGAUACCUGCCGAGAGGAUCCAGCCUGCUCAUCGUCGCUGCAGCCAAUGCUGAUGCAUUGCGAGCUGCAUCGUUGCAAUCGCAAUGCGUGCAUGACAUCAUUGCAGUCCUUCUACAAAGGACCGCACGAGGACUUGAGCCUGGACAUUGCCUUUUGUCUAUGCAAAAAAACCACAAACAGCAAUGGCAAUAACAACAGCUACAACAACUACAACAACAACAGUCCGAGCCAACAGCAACAGAACGGCAAUCGGCACGACAUGUGCAUGAUUGCACAGGAAAAACUGCAUCCCGUGUGCGCACAGCGACCGCCCGAUAACAAUAAUCCAGCCAGCUCGAAUGGCAUUUACUACCAUCCGCCACCGGCGUGCCAUGUGGUUGCCGACAACUGCAAAGAGGAUCGCGAGUGCAGACUGAAGCUAGAGUACUACGAGCAAGCCUGUGCCGUGGACAGUGUGACGAAGAAGUGUGCCGGCCGUCCCAGCGGUUGUCGCACCGCAAUGAUUGGCAUACUGGGGACCAUGCUGCGCACCACCUGCGCCUGCCAGGGCACAGAUCCCCAGCACGCCUAUCAAUGUGUUGGCUGGCGUCGCCUGCUCUGGAUGAAUCCCUGCGUUGUUGAAGCGCAAAAGGACUUUCAUAUGAAACGUUUGGCCGAGUUGGGUUUCCUCACAACAACAACAACGACAACGACGACGACGACCACAACUACGACAACAACAACUACGACUCGAGCAACGCCACCACCACCGCCACCGCCGCCAACAACAACAACGACCACAACCAGUUUGCAGCCAAAGCAAACGCCAAGGAAACCAGCAACGCAUAUCUUCAAGGCAAAGGAGAAAUCAGAGCCAGCAUCGGUGGAACACAAUUAUCUCGAUCCGCCCGAUUCGGUGCCGUUACACAGCGGAAACGAUGCAAGCGGAAACGGCGGAAAUGACGAUUAUCGUGGCGGCGGCAAUGAACACGACAAUAUACAUGGCACAAGUGGCAAGGGGGGGAAUGGGAUUGGCAAUGGAAGUGGAAAUGGAAAUGGCAAUGGCAAAGGUGACCAUCGGCAGCGGCAGGGCAAGAAAAAUGGCAAUGGAAAUGGAAAUGGACAAAAUGCUGGCCUUGGACGGCAGGGCGUCGAUUUCGAUGAUCCCGUAAUUUUUGUUGACCAAAUGGAAACAACAGAAUUUGUGCACCGCAUCAGCAUCACAGAGCCGACAACCACAACGACCACAACAAUGGCAACCACAACAACAACGCAGCCGCCAAGAAAUUGCGUCGUUCAGCGUCCCCAUCAAAGCGAUCAACUGAUACGCGAGGGCAGCAGCAAGCGGAUCUACUCCUUGGACGAUGCCGAGUGCAGCGAACUGUGCAGCUGCGGCGACUCGCUAACACUCACCUGUCACGCCCUCUGCGUCCCCUUCGCGCCGUGUCGCACCGCCCUCGCCUUCUACAGUCACGCCUCGCCAGCUUAUCAAGCGUUCCGCGGCCGCUGCCUCUGCUAUUCGGGACGUUUCAUCUGCAUGAAGCCACCGCCCGGGGAAUACAUUCUGCCAGGUGGCGUGUUCCUGCUCCUCGGUUACAGCGCUGCCGAUGAGGCCCUGCUGCGUCCACACACCAACCUUGGGGUACAGGAUGCGGUUCGCGCCUUGCAACAAUACGUGACAACCUACAUCAAUAAUCAGACACAAUGCACAUUGACGCUAUUCAACAUGACGGAGGAGAAUAUCAUCAUUGCCGCCCGUCUGCCACACGAUGGCAAGCUAAAGGACAUUGAGCUGCUGCGUCGCGAAAAGGACGAAUGCACCGCGAUACUGAGGACCAUCAGUCAGCAGAUCAACCACGAGCACAAUGAGCUGCAAUCCCACCGACUGCUGAGCAUUUUCAAAAUGUCUGAAGUCGAUGUCGUGUGGCCGGAAAGCACGAGCGCAGCUCGCAGUGGUCAUGGCCAUGGCCAACAGACGGCAGCCAGUCGGUUGCUCUCCCUCCUGCUGCUCUCGCUGGCAGUCACCGUCCGGGGCACGCUGCGUAUGAGCAAUGUGCUCGCAACAUGACACAGCAUCAGCAGCAGCCGCAGCUAAGGCAACUCUAUCCAAUUUACUAACUGAAAGUAUGAGUAUGUAUGUAGUAUGUAAUAUGUAAGCAAGCAGCAAAGGGCGGGGAACGGGGCAAACAUCCUUAGGGGAGGGUCAACUGGGUGGGAAUUUUCAUUUCGGCGGUGCUCUCACUCAAUACGAUAACGAUACACUUACUUAAUUAUACGUAUACUUAAGAGGCGAAUGAUGUGUGUGUCUGUGCGAUAUCUAGAUGUGUAUGUAGCUACAAAACAAAAAAGAGAAAAACGAAAACGAGAUGAAAACUAAAACCUAUUCAGCAGCAUUAAAUGUGAGUUUCUAGUGUUAGGAAUCUACAUGCAUAAUUAGCAAAAUAUGUUGUAUACUUUUAGGGGCUAGCUUCGUGUUAGCAAAAAACGAAAAGAAAACAUUCGAGCGCUUUGUUGUUAACUUGAAGAAUGUGCUCUUACGUUUUUGGAUAGACACAUCGUGUAAUUGAUGUACACCACAAUUACGAAUAAAACUUUACAUAGUCAAACCGAAACCGAAAACGAAAUCCAAACCAAAACUUAAAAAAACUGCUGUCUAAAUAAUAAUUAUCUUAAUAAUAAUUGAAUGAAAAUAUCUACAUAUAAUAUAUAAUGUUAAAAUUAAACUUAACGAUAGAGAACUAGCGAUAAAAGUAACUAUAUUUAUAUUGAUAAUAAUUGAAAGAGAUGUGUGUACAUAGAGCGAGACUUGGUAUCAAUUUAAGGUUUACAUACAUAUAUUCUGACAUAUGUAUAUGGAGAAGAAGCAUACACGUAGCUAGUGUUUUAUACGAUAAAAGUAUACAAAAGAAAAAUACUAGAACAUAUUUACUAACUUCUCUUUUUAUUUAUUGCUAUCAAAUUAUUUAUUUAUUCUCUUUUUAAUUGAAUUGUAAAUCCAUCACACGCUUUUUAUUGUUUUAUGAGACGCCAAGAGAAUUAAGGUUUCAUUAACAGUUCUACAUUGAAUUUUAUUUUCCUAAGUUCAAUUUGCGUUUCUUUGAGAAGGUUUCACAAAUCACGCAAAUUGAGUUGCAAUUACGUUUUCAAGCUGUAAAUAAAUUGAGUAAAUGGUUGAUUUAAUAAGAUACUAACAGUACAUAUCAAAAUGAACACCUAAAUAUACACAGAGAAUCGUAUAAACUGACCCUUUGUACAUACCUCUAUAUACAUAUGUACAUGCAAUUUAAAUAUAUAUACACAACAACGAUAUACACACACAAGAAAUCUACGAUGAUGAUGAACUAUGAAUACAAAUAUUAAAUUACCCAAACAGCAACAACAACAAAACAAACAAAUAGUUAUUGUAUAUUGAACCCCACUUGAGUUGCGCCUUAAAGUAAAGUAAAGCAAAAGUAUGUAAAAAA